Messenger RNA from Anolis carolinensis (green anole), 5323 nucleotides. It is a transcript of the gene septin8, whose product is annotated as septin 8. The transcript has 10 exons. Lineage: Eukaryota; Metazoa; Chordata; Lepidosauria; Squamata; Anolidae. Gene Ontology annotation, cellular component: microtubule cytoskeleton; septin complex; cell division site. Gene Ontology annotation, molecular function: GTP binding; molecular adaptor activity; GTPase activity. Gene Ontology annotation, biological process: intracellular protein localization; cytoskeleton-dependent cytokinesis. The record is from RefSeq and is a predicted model, not a curated record. The coding region runs from base 350 to 1633 and encodes 427 amino acids.
GGAACGGAGACGCGCCCUUAGCGAAGGAAGACUAUCUCCCAGCAUCGCUCCUCGGCCAGGCCGUAGGCAAGAGCAGGCUGCCACUGGGAGGGGUUUUCAAGGGAUCUCUCCCUCCCUCCCUCUCUCUCUCUCCCUCUCUCUCUCCGAGGGGGAGGGCGCCUUCCCUGGCCCCGCCGGAGGGGGAGUUUCCAGGAAGUGGCCAUAUUGGAUCCAUUCAGUCGCUUCUGCCGAAGGGAGCGGAGCUGCCCGGCACCUUCGGAGGCGGCUCGGUAGGUCUGGAGGCCAGCAGAGGGGCCCGCUUUCGCCUGCGCCUCCUUUGGAACGCGUCGGAGCCAAGCCCAGCAGCCCGAUGGCGGCCACCGAUUUGGAGCGCUUUACCAACGAGGAGAAGCGGAAUCUUGCUCUAGGAGGCCAUGUCGGAUUUGACAGUCUUCCCGAUCAACUUGUCAGCAAGUCUGUGGCACAAGGCUUCAGCUUCAACAUCCUCUGCGUGGGUGAAACUGGCAUUGGAAAAUCCACACUGAUGAACACACUCUUUAACACGACAUUUGAGACUGAAGAAGCCAGUCAUUUUGAGCACACAGUUCGCUUGCGGCCACGGACGUACGAUCUGCAGGAAAGCAACGUUCAUCUGAAGCUGACUAUUGUAGAUGCAGUGGGGUUUGGCGAUCAGAUAAAUAAAGAUGAAAGUUACAGGCCUAUAGUGGAAUACAUUGAUACGCAGUUUGAAAACUAUUUACAAGAAGAGCUGAAGAUUCGGCGCUCCCUCUUUAAUUAUCAUGAUACAAGAAUCCAUGUUUGCCUUUACUUUAUCACUCCAACUGGCCACUCACUGAAGUCUUUGGAUCUGGUAACCAUGAAGAACCUGGAUAGUAAGGUGAACAUCAUUCCAAUAAUUGCCAAAGCCGACACCAUCUCCAAGAGCGAAUUGCACAAGUUCAAGAUUAAAAUAAUGAGUGAGCUGGUCAGUAAUGGAGUCCAGAUUUAUCAGUUCCCCACUGAUGAUGACGCCGUCGCUGAGAUUAACUCUGUAAUGAAUGCUCAUUUACCAUUUGCUGUUGUGGGAAGCACAGAAGAGGUAAAGGUUGGAAAUAAAAUGGUGAGAGCUCGACAGUAUCCAUGGGGUGUUGUACAAGUUGAAAAUGAAAGCCAUUCUGACUUUGUAAAGCUGCGAGAAAUGUUGAUCCGGGUCAACAUGGAAGACCUUCGGGAACAAACUCACACUCGCCACUAUGAGCUCUACAGGCGGUGUAAACUAGAAGAAAUGGGGUUCAAAGACACUGAUCCUGACAACCAGCCUUUCAGCCUUCAAGAAACGUAUGAGACCAAAAGAAAAGAAUUCCUUUGUGAGUUGCAGAGGAAAGAGGAAGAGAUGAGACAAAUGUUUGUGAACAAGGUUAAGGAGACAGAAUCAGAAUUGAAAGAGAAGGAGAGAGAACUGCAUGAGAAGUUUGAACAUCUCAAAAGAAUACACCAGGAAGAAAAGAGGAAGGUGGAGGAGAAGCGAAAAGAGCUAGAGGAGGAGAUGAAUGCAUUCAACAGGCGAAAGGUGGCCGUUGAAACCCUGCAGUGCCAGUCCCUGCAAGCCACUUCACAGCAACCACUGAAGAAAGAUAAAGACAAGAAAAAUUAACCUUAACAUGCAGAUUUAUAUGCCAGGAGCGGACUCUGUGCAUUCAUGUGUUUUAGUUGCUUUGCUUUCCCAUUCUGUGAAUCCUUCUGUCAUGCCAUUGUCCGAGGGAAACAACAUGAAAGAUCAUCUUCUGCCUUUUUCAGAGAAUGGAUUGUGACUUAACAUUGUUAAGAAGAGGAAAUAUUUCCCUUUUCUUUGCAAAUUCCCUUUGAAAAAUGCUUCGGAUGUCUGGUUUUGAAAUGUUGGGAGUUUUCUUUGAUGUAAAUUCAUUUGCUUUAAACCUAUAGAAUAACUGUUCAUUUAUAAACUACCCCUAAAUGCAUUCAAUACAUACUUAAUUUCAUUUUUUGUAAUUGAUGUUGAUAUAAAAGAUCAACAAAAAGUAACAUAAGUGUGUUAAGUAACAGGUAAGACAUUAAGCUUUUUCUUUGAAGAAAGAAACUCCGAAUGUCAUAACUUACACACCAGUGUGUAUGACUAUAUAAAUGUUUUUGUUAAGCAACACACAUCUUGGAUGUUGUGCGUAGCAUGUCGGGGUGGUAAGAAACAGCAUUUGUCAGAGUUUUCUGUGGUUGGGAUGCCACUUGAUUCAUCAGGAGUCUGUGCACUGGGCCAGGCAGCAUCACCAGGUCUGGGGAUUAGUUUUGCCCCUGGAACCCACUGUGGGCUGCCCUCCCAUUGCCAAAAGGGCUCCAUCGGAUGUGGAUGGAAAAUGUAGGAAAGCCAUUAAAACAAGUAGGAUAUGCUUGUUUUGAAGUUGUUUUAUUUAUUUGCUGCUUGUUUCUGUGGUGUCGUGUUGUGAGGGCAGGGUCUUGGAGACCCCAAAACACAUUGCCCACUCCUAUUGUAAAGUAUGGAGGAGACAAGCAACAUCUUUUUGUUAAUCAAUAUGUGUGCUCCUGUGUGAACAGCUGUUCCUUCCUCAAACAUACAUUAAAAAAUAAAGACCACUAGCAUAAUAAAAAGUAAGAUAUAUAAAAUGCCAUUAAAAAAAGAAUCACUUCAGCUGUUGGCUUUCAAAUAUGGUGCUUCUCUGCUUCAUUUUAGCACAUAGGAUUUGAUUAUCUCAGUAGCUAAGGGCUACUGUCAUUUGAUUAAAAAUGGUCAGAUAAUCAGAAGAAAUGGCUUUUAAUAAAACAUCUAUGUACUAUUUAGUGAGAGUUGUUGCCCAAUGCACUUCUAUUUUGAGUGGUGGCCUGUAGACCAGUGCCAGUUCUUGGAGAAUUUCCAAGAAAGAAAAGGUGUAGUCAAUGGACCCCCAAUGUGGUACCAAUCCCUGACACAUAAGAAACAAAAUGCCAUCACCUACAUCAGAUAUCCUGCUGGGAUGCACUGGCCUAACGUAAGCACAUAGAUACGUAGAGAUGAAUACCUAUGAAGACCAUGUCUCUUCCUUGUUUGUGCUGUUAAAUGAUGCAAGUGUAUAUGUUUUACUUCAUUGCGGGGACCACCCAGCCAAAGUGAAAUUCCUUGACUAAACAGAAAUUCACUUGGCUUAAAUCCACAUGCCUGUCUUGCCCUAUACCUUGAGAGAAGCUAUAUUUCCAAGGAAGUUUUUGAACAGCGUGUGUUUUCAGGAAUUUCCCAUCUUAUAAAGAAUAGGCAAUCCAGGGAUUCAGUAGGCUGGUCCAGACGUGCGCUUGACAGUUCUGUGAGUUAGAACUCCAAAUGGAGCUUGAAAAGUUCCAGACCCUCCAGAGCAAAGUAUCUCCUUAUGAUGUGAAAAUCACUUGCACAAUCAAAACAAUUCCAUGAAUGAGGAUGCUAGAUGGCAGAACAGAGUUAAAUUAGGUCAUAUACCAUCCAAUACUUGCCUUCAGGGAUUACAAUCUGUUCUAUUUAUAAGAGGAAAGUGUUGACUAGCCGUUAAAGCUGCCAGAUAGAAAAGCAGAUGAAUGCAGGAAAGACACUGGAUGUUGUCAGUAUUUUUGCUCUAUUGCGUGCAAAGUGGGAUACAUCUCUCACAUUCAGUGUGAAACCUGUGAGCUCUAGACAACUGCCUAAUCCAGUUGUGAGUCCCAACUAGAGUAGACCUAUUGAAUGAGUGGGAUUUUAAUCAUUCUUACUUUACCAUUUUAACAGAUCUACUUUAGUUAAGACCAGCUUUGGGUUUGACCAUCAUGUCUGGUCCCAACCUCUGGGUCACAUUAGUAAUUCUCCCAAGAUCAUUUUGCUCUGGACAUAUUUUAGCCUUCCACUUAAAUUCCCUUCUGUACUGUGUAGCUGUAGCUUAACCUAUAUUUUAAUUUUUAUAACAUAAGAGGCAUUUUAAUUGCCUUUCCAGACAUAGCAUUUAGUUGUGUUGUGGGCUUGAGCUUCUUCAUCUUGAACUUCCUUUAGAUGCUUCAAUGAUCAAAUAUUCUCUAGUUCUAUUUUUUUUUUCCAUUAAAGGCCAAUGUCUGAUUAUAUUGAGAAUUGUUACAGUGUUACUUGAUAUUACUAAGAGAUUUAAAAAACUUCAUGAAAGAAUUAUACAGGUACUUUUUAAAUGGCAGGUCACCAAAUGUGUGACAUAGUGAAUAUUUACACUUCUGAAAGGAGUUUUGUUGUAGUCUGACUCUCCUCUGUUUAAGAAAAAAAGGCUGUGCCUCUAUUAAGCUAAAUCUAUUUUCUAAAAGGUAACUUUCAAAAGACUAACGGGGGAAGAGGGAGUUGUGUACAGGAUCAGAUACAAUUUAUAGCUAUGACAAUCUUGACACAUGGUUGGUUAAAGAGAAAAUGCAAAACAUGUUUUCCUUUGUGAGACCAAGAUACUUUUUGUAUUCAGCCUGAAGAUAAACACAAAGGAGAUUGCAGGCUGGUAGAAGUAAGUUUUUAUCUGAUAUGCAAACUUUUUCUAGCAAUACGUAAAGCCAACAAGAUUUUCUAUGCAAAUCUUUUCUUUCUGAUCGGCUUUCUGAAACUCCCUGCCUUUUUUUGGAAGUUUAUGAAAUUAUGGUAAUGAUAAAACACAUAGAGACAUAGCCUCAGUGGCAGUAUAUUUCUGAUGAAGACAUUCAGAAUGUAUGUAACAAUAUAUUAAUAAUAAUUAUUAUAAUUAUAUAUGUGUAUGUAUAUAUACUUUAUGUUGUGCUGACAAAGUUGUCAUUUUGGGUGUGAUACUGGCCUCAUUUGUCUCUUGUCUAUGUUAAUCUAUUUGUUAAUAGAAGCCCAUACCUUUUUCUUGGUUGGGGUUCUGUUUGGUACAGUACUUCACUUUCUUUUUUGUAUGGGACCAAAUUGUAUAUGGUAAUUCAACACAUUAUUUAAUAUUUUUCUGGUUGUUAUAAUGUGACACUAAUCUUAAAUUAAAUCUUAAAACUAAGCUUGACGGGUCAUCUCACUAUUUAUGUGAGGUAAAAAAAACAGGAAAACAACCAGCAAUUCUGAUUUUCCUGUUCUAUACAUAGUUCUCCUAAUGGAAAGAGGUAUUCUUUAAACUUUACCCCAUAUUUUUCUGUACUCAAAGCUUGUGUAUUUUUGCUGGCUAUUAAUUUUGUAAUCUGUUUAAAUGAGAGAAGAGCAGAUGAUUGCACCUGGAAGAAUGUUACUUGCAAGGAAUCAACAGGAAAAUCCAUGGAGUUACUUUCAUGAAAUGUUACCAUGUCACUCUCAUUUUUGUUUCAUGCAUUUUUUAAAAGACGUUAACUUUUUUCAGUUUCCUUUGUACUUCUUUCUUUCUUUUUAUUAAACAUUAAAUUUCAGUUUGAA